This is a messenger RNA of Salpingoeca rosetta, 1200 nucleotides long. RefSeq lists its product as uncharacterized. Lineage: Eukaryota; Choanoflagellata; Craspedida; Salpingoecidae. The coding region runs from base 1 to 1200 and encodes 399 amino acids. The record is from RefSeq and is a predicted model, not a curated record. The transcript is spliced from 8 exons.
AUGUGGAAGAAGCCAAAGUGGCAGUGGGAGGAAGGGGACGAGUGGGGCACGGAGUUGUGGGUGGACUACGACGAGGAGAACACGGAGAUGCUGGAGGAGGCGCACAAGGCGGAGAUCAACCCCGUGGAUCUGGACAGGGGCUACUUCCAGAAGCGGCCGGGGUACUUUGUGGACUUUGAGGGCGGCUUCCAAGCAAGCAAGAUGACGGGGAUGACGCGGCGCAUUCGGCGCUUGGACGAACUGCAGCGCAGCGCCCGGCCAGAGCUUGUGCAAGCCCUGCACACCUGCUUCACAUCCACCAACGUCGUGGCCUUGGUGAGCAAGGACGAUGUGACCGUCGACGAGCAGGAGGCAAAGCUUUCGGAGGACGCCCUCAUCCAGCUCUUUGACAAGCAUGUCCCAAAUCUGCACGACCUGCGCGAUUGGACCGGCAAGGACCCCGUCACCAAGUUCUUCUUCGGCACGUACACCAGCGGCGUGCCCAAGUUCAAGGCAAACAACCCGAGUCUGAACAAUGUCCUCGUGCAGGCCUUCCGCUACAUUGUCCAUGAAGCGGAGAAGGGUAACGAGGCAGCAAUCCGAUGCAUGCGUCCGCUCGCAGAAGCAUUUGAGUCAUGCCAAGCAGAGCAAGCGCGAGAGAUCAACAGCCUCUUUGGCACCGUCACCGGCCGCGACAAAGGGCUGCCCGAGCAGCUGGCCAAGUUCAUUGACGAAUACAAGCAGCGCGUUUUGAACACGGUCAUUCCCGACGUGUUUGAGACUACGGAGGACAACAGCUUUCCCCACAAACAAGUGCCCCACAUCUACAACAGGUGCCUUGUUGAUCUGGGCGACAUUCUCGGCCUCUCUGGCGUUGAGAUUGCGCAGGCGGACGCAGCAAAGCCGCCAGAGCUCGACGAAACCGCCAAGACAACAGUUGUUGAUCGAUUUCGCGAACUCUUCGACAUGGAACAGCUGUUGGAGGACAUUACAUCCGACAUCAACCAGAGCGGAAAUGUUGAGCGCGCAAUUGACCGCACGCUGCUGUUGAAGCACGAGUUUCCCGCCAGUUUCGAGCGCCACAAACUGAUGUACGACGAGGACGAGCCGCAGGUGUACAACUUCAAGAAGCCCACAGAGGAGGAGGAGUUCAACGCGUUUGUGUUUCCCGGCAUCGUGGCGGAAAUGCUUGCAUGCAUCUUCCUCCCUCCAGCAGAGUAA